UAGAUGUACCUGUAGCAAAGAUGGCGGCGCCCAGUGGUGUCGGAGCCGGAGUCUGAUCUCGAUCUCGGUCUCGGUGUCUUUGUGCCGUGGGUAUGUGGAGCCCAGCGUUAAGCCUGGCCUGGACUUUUCCUCGCAUUGGGAAGAUAGCGAAUCGUUUGUUUUGCGCGGGAAGAACGGUAGCUCACCCGGGGAAAGAGUGCCGCCGUCGGCAGGUCCGAACCGCGCCUCCUUGGAGGAUUCUCUUCUUCGGAACCGACGAGUUUGCUCAGCGAGUAUUGGAGAAACUGCAUCCGUCCAGAUUCUUGAAAACUGGAAAGAUGCUAGUAGAACAGCUGGAAGUUGUUACUUUGCCUGCCAUUAAAUCUGCUGAACUCCCUGUGAGAAAGUAUGCCUUGAUGAGUCAGAUUCCAGUUCAUGAUUGGCCUUACUUCGCAUCAAAUGAUUAUUUUGACGUUGGCAUAAUUGUAUCGUUUGGGAACCUACUCAGUGACACGCUCAUACAGCAAUUCCCAUAUGGAAUAUUGAACCUACAUCCCAGUCUCCUUCCUAGGUGGAGAGGCCCUGCUCCAAUUUUUCACACACUGAUUCAUGGAGAUCAGGUGACAGGGGUGACUAUUAUACAGAUCCGGCCAACAAGGUUCGAUGUUGGUCCCAUUGUAAUGCAGCAGGAAUGUGCUGUUCCUCCAAGAUGUACCACUGAUGAAUUGGGAGUGAUCUUGGCAGAAACAGGGGCUGAAAUGCUUCUUUUAACUUUGGAAAGUCUGCCAGAACUUAUAAAGAACACAAAGGAACAAUCCAAGGAGGGAAUUACAUUCGCUCCUAAGAUUAGUGUUGGUAUGAGUUGGGUGAACUGGCAGGAACAGACACGGGAGGAGAUUGACCAGUUAUAUCGAGCAAUAGGAUCCAGGAUUCCUUUGCGAACACUGUGGAUGGACAAAACUGUGAAGCUUUUGCAUUUAGUGGAUGUGCGAGAAAUUCCUGUUUCACUGGCUUUCACACCAGAACAAUUAGCCCCUGGAACUAUCCACUUCCACAAGGAAUCAAACAUGCUUUUGGUGCGUUGCAAGAAUGGAUGGUCAGGCUUCAAGCGAGUGGUGCUGAAGAAGGAUCUCUCAGCUGCUGAUUUUUAUAAUGGGUACCUCCAUCCAUACUUUCAAAAAGGAAGUAAAGUAAAUCAAAUGGCAACUAGAUUUCAAACAUACAAAUCUGAAAGAAAGACCAAAGCGAAACUGUCAAAAAGAACUGGAUUGUUGCUUGAUGUUAAUAAUUUAAAUGCUUCCAUCUGGUGUAAUUAAACCCCAGUGCUUUU
Messenger RNA from Chiloscyllium plagiosum (whitespotted bambooshark), 1309 nucleotides. RefSeq names its product mitochondrial methionyl-tRNA formyltransferase (gene mtfmt). Gene Ontology annotation, cellular component: mitochondrion. NCBI's taxonomy places the organism in Eukaryota, Metazoa, Chordata, Chondrichthyes, Orectolobiformes, Hemiscylliidae. Gene Ontology annotation, biological process: biosynthetic process; conversion of methionyl-tRNA to N-formyl-methionyl-tRNA. Gene Ontology annotation, molecular function: methionyl-tRNA formyltransferase activity. The record is from RefSeq and is a predicted model, not a curated record.